UGUGUUUGCAAUGUGUAUUUUUGUGUUCUAAAUAUUUACAAUAUUUUUUAAUAUGUUGGAGAUUAAGGAUUUUAUAGAUUUUUCAAUUACUAGCUGGUACGAGAACUUUAAACACGUAUCGCUCAAAACGAUUAUAAUAGAGUUGCCGGAUCAUUUCGUUAAACAAGUUACCUGUAGUGAGAAUGAGGUUAACUGUGCAGAAGACUAUGCUAGUUUUGAAGAAAAGUUAAAAAACGCAAUUAAUACGUUAGAUAAAAGUGUUUUUGUGAAAAAUAAUUGGCACGCUCCUACAGAUGCUAGGAUGUUCAGUUUUGGAAACUCGUUGAAGGCGUGCAAUAUAGACGAUAUUAUACUUUAUUUUAAUACUUCUGGUACCAUACAGGAAGACUUCAGCAGUACUAAAGGUAUUCCGUUUUGUUUGGCACUGAGAAAAUGGGUCAGCAUUCACCCCGCAGCAGAAUUUCGGUGCAUUAUUAUAAACAACGUAUUACGUGGGAUAACACCCAGGGAUUGGCCAACAUAUUACGCUCACUUUAAAGUGGAAGGUCCACAGAUUAUUGACCAGUUAAGAAAUUUUUAUAAUGAAAAUAUAAGGUUGAAAUUUCCAAGGAAAAAUUAUAUUGUUGAUAUUGUUAUGUCGUAUCCCGAUGAUCCCUUCAUUCUUGAUUUUGGGCCCUUAAAUAGUAAAACAAAUUUGUAUGCGUUUACCUGGAAGGAGAUACAACCACUUAUAAGUAAAGAGUGCCCAGAAGAUAUCCCUCCGGUUUUCCGAUAUUUGGAGACGGAUAUCGGUAUAAUGACUAGAGCCGCUGCAUUAAAUAAAUUUGCUAGAUCUCAAAACAUGUAACUUAAUUUAAAUGGGGAAGUAUUAAUAUGUUUUGUAUCAAAUAAUGUGAAGACUAAUGUUCUGUGUACUUGAACUUGACAGAAUCUCAGGCUGUUUCCCUAAAAGGCAGAAAGAUAUUUUGUAUACAGUUAAAUAAAUAUAUUUUUACUUAAAUUUGUUUAAUAGCGGGAUACUAAGAUGGAAAUAUGACAGGGAAUUGUGCCAAUAAAAGCCAAAAAACGACUUAUUUAAUUUCUAACUUUACGCAAUAAAGUAUAAUUUUUAGUUCACAUAAUUUAAUAGGUUGUCCCCUUAUUAUUGAUGGAUACAAUAUUCAGAAGAAUUUUAUUUUAGAGUUAUAUUAUUUAUGGAGCAACCUAAGAAUCCAAUCUGAUUUCUCUUCUUUUUUUUGUUUUUACAAUCGACAUAAUUGCCGUAAAUAAAUCUACGUAGAUAACUUCACGGUUUUUUCUAUUGUUGAAAAAUACGUUAGAUACUUAUCAUUAAUAUAUUUUUUGGUUUUUGCAGCAUACUAAACUAAUCAGGCUCAUUGUCAUUGCUAGUAUAUUCAACUAUAUGGAUGUGCAUAUUUUUAUAAAUUUCAAAUAUUUACAAAGAUUAUGAAUAAAUAAAGUUUUAUUUAAGGCAACAUUAACAUGUUCCUAUGUAGACUGUUACUAAAUAAAGCCUCACCCUCUACUAACCAAUGAAUCAAAUCUCGACUGAAGAUGAUUCCAAACUUAUACUCAAUGUACAGUUCAGGUUUGACAUAAGGCUUCAGUCGAUAGUGGAUGGAGAGACUCAAUACGCAUGUGUCCUUAAAUAUUGUUGCAUUUUUUUUUAUUAAAGUUUAGAAUUGUAACUGGAAUUGUGUAAUUACUGUAAAUUUUAAUACAAUGUUUGUAUUAGUUUCAUUACAAGAAUA
This is a messenger RNA of Anoplophora glabripennis (Asian longhorned beetle), 1751 nucleotides long. RefSeq names its product cell division cycle protein 123 homolog. The record is from RefSeq and is a predicted model, not a curated record. The transcript has a single exon. Bases 53 to 847 code for a protein of 264 amino acids. Gene Ontology annotation, cellular component: cytoplasm. Lineage: Eukaryota; Metazoa; Arthropoda; Insecta; Coleoptera; Cerambycidae.